AUAUACUUUUUCUCAGAUUCGCUAUAGGCCUGCAAAGUCAAAUCAACCGUUAGUCGAACCGCGCAAAUCUGGCAGCGCCGCGCACAGGUGUCAACAACAGCAGGGGUUGGUCGAAGGGGAGUUAGGGGGGCAGGGACACUCUGAGAAUGCAAAAUGAAUUAAACGGAGAGCGAGACGAAAACAAACAGAAACAAGUGUCAUAAUCCUAUCCACAGCACCCGGAGAUAAUGUCGAGCGAUGAACUGUAUCGCGUAAAGUACUCUACUUCGCGCUAUCAGCGCCACCAGACGCCCUUGAACGUCAGCUCCUUGCACUGGGCUCGCCAGCAGUACGGGCAUGAGAUGGAUCAGCAACUUCGUCGGCGGCUCCUGGCCUCACCCGCCUACGUGGACAGGCUGGAGCAGGAGGUACUGCUCGCCGGCCACGAGGGCUGCGUCAACUGCCUGGAGUGGACCACCGACGGGCUCUGGCUGGCCUCCGGAUCCGACGACUAUCGCGUGAUGAUUUGGGAUCCGUUCCGGAAGAAGCGCGUCCAUGUUAUCAGCACCAAGCACCUGGGCAACAUGUUCUCGGUGAAGUUCCUUCCCAAAACGAACAACAGCAUUGUGGCUACUUGUGCGGCGGACAAAUUCAUCUACGUCUACGACAUCAAUCACUCAAACGAGACCCUCUUCGCUUGCAAUUGCCACCUGAUGCGGGCCAAGCGGCUGGCCACCGCCCAGGACUCGCCCCACAUCUUCUGGUCGGCGGGGGAGGACGGCUGCAUCCUUCAGCUGGACAUGCGGGAGCCACAUCGCUGCCGGCCGGAGGAGGGAGGCGGCGUCAAGCUCUUGAGCCUGUGCAACCAAGUGGAGUCCACGGCAGAGGCCAAGUGCUUGGCCAUCAAUCCAAGGCGGACGGAGUACCUGGCCGUGGGCACCAACGAUCCCUUUGCACGGGUGUACGAUCGCCGCAAGCUGCCUUCCACCGACGGCAAUGGUUUAUCCGCCUGUGUGUCUUACUAUGCUCCCGGACAGAUCCUAAAGAACAUCAGCCGCAACAUUGUCCACGAAUCGCGGGCUAUCACAUACCUUACCUUUAACGGCAAUGGCACGGAGCUGCUGGUCAACAUGGGCGGUGAACACAUCUACCGUUUCGAUCUGAACCACGCUGAGCCUCCGGUUUUCUAUGAACUGCCCACCUUCACAACGCCGGUCGCCCAGGAGGAGGAGGAGCCGGUGAAGGCGCCACGCAAGAGCCGCACGCUGCCCUCCAGCAUAGAGGUCCAUAAAAAGGAGGGGAAUGAGUUUCUGGAAAACGGAAAGCUGGUAGACGCCAUUGAUGCGUAUUCAGCGGCUCUUGUGAAAUACCCGCAGGGAGAGGUUCUGUAUCUGAACAGAGCCACAGCGCUGAUGCGCCGGGGCUGGUUCGGCGACAUAUAUGCGGCUCUGAGAGAUUGCCACGAGGCCCUGCGGCUGGAUCCCAGCUAUGUGAAGGCCCACUUUCGACUGGCCAGGGCUUUGCUCGAGUUGCAUCGUCCGCAGGAUGCAGAUAAGUGUCUGCAGGCGCUCAUUCAACGCUUUCCUGACUUCGCCAACAACUACGGCGUUCUUAUGCUGAAUAAGGACAUCAAGGAGAAUCGCAGGCAGUCGCAGAGCACCGAGCCACUCGAGCAUCCACCAGUGCCCAUGGAGGAUGGCUUCCGCUACCUGCGGCUAACGGACGCCGAGUACGAUCUGCGUUCCACGGCUAGGGACUAUAUGCAACGCUAUGUGGGCCACUGCAACGUCACGACGGACAUCAAGGAGGCCAACUAUUUGGGCAGCCACGGCGAGUUCAUAGCCGCCGGUUCGGAUGACGGCAAUCUGUACAUUUGGGAGGGAGAUACGGGCAAGAUACGGUCCGUUUAUCGGGCGGACAGUGCCAUUGUCAAUUGCGUGCAGCCGCAUCCGAGCAUCUGUAUGCUGGCCACCAGUGGCAUUGACCACGACAUCAAGAUCUGGUCGCCUUGCGCCCCCAGCUCCGAGGAGCGACCCAACCUGGUGGCGGAUGUGUCUCGCUACGUGCAGGAUAAUCAGCAGAAGAUGCGCACCGAUCCAUUCGAACUGAAUACUCGCAAUGCUUACUGUUUCAAUAACUAAGAACUGUAGCGUAAUGUGAGUCUAGAUCUAAAUCCACUGCAUUGUGCGGCGAGCGAGAUCCAAUCACGCAAUAUAUCAAAUACUAGUGUAAUUUAAACUAAGCAAACAUAUUUUUGUUAAUUUGUAAACGAACUACUGUAUACAGAGUACGAUGCUGAUGAUGAGUAUGUUAUGGAAGACUAUAAAAAUAAAUGCGAAGAAAUUACAAA
Messenger RNA from Drosophila rhopaloa, 2329 nucleotides. It is a transcript of the gene adp, whose product is annotated as WD and tetratricopeptide repeats protein 1. Gene Ontology annotation, cellular component: cytoplasm; Cul4-RING E3 ubiquitin ligase complex. The transcript is spliced from 2 exons. Bases 228 to 2120 code for a protein of 630 amino acids. Gene Ontology annotation, biological process: negative regulation of fatty acid biosynthetic process. Gene Ontology annotation, molecular function: protein binding. The record is from RefSeq and is a predicted model, not a curated record. NCBI's taxonomy places the organism in Eukaryota, Metazoa, Arthropoda, Insecta, Diptera, Drosophilidae.